AUAUUUUGAUAUCCAACAGUGAGCUUCUUCAUUCACCUAACAGUGAAUCAAGACCUUGAAAAAAUCUUUGUUUAGAACCCCCCGGCCGACUGGUGAGAUUUUGACAGGAGUAUACAAGGAGAACUUGCAGCGCUUAUUCUAACACCGAGCAACCUGGGUCUGCCUCUCAGCAGAUUCUGAAGUUUACAAACAGCAGAUUCCUGUUUGACUUCGUGGUCAGCCGGGGACCACGGGACUCUGUAAAACACUGGACAUCGUUACUUUUUCGUGUGGUGAAGUUGAUCAUUCAGGAGAAUGAUAAACCCGUUCCUGGAGACCAGUUCACACCUGGGUGCCGGGGCCUUAAAACUGAGCCCUCCAAAUCAUAUGAACGAUGCAGGGUACCUGCAUGGACAUUCCAAUCAAUUCAGUGUCCCCUCAAGCGGGUAUGGAGUACCUUAUUCACAUCAUGUAAACAGCUACGCGGCACGGGAUCUUCUUCGUCGACGUCCAGAUCAUUUACCUAUUAAUGUACAUGACUCAAAUGGAAAUGGACACACCGGAAUGUUCGGAACACCCUCGGGAUCCUUCCACUCCCAUCCCUCGGAUAACCAUAUGCUGUUGUCCGGACUCCAGGAUCCCCCAAACUUUUCCUCCGGACACCACAUAUCAAACAGAUUGGGAUUUCCCUCUGAUACGUACACUCGUAUGGAUCAGUACCACCCCAUGGUGUCUCAGAGACCUGAACAUUACCCACAACCCCAGGGGUUUAAUGUACCCUCUGUGGGGGGCCUUAACUCAAUGAAUAUUGGGUCCAAUGGACCAGGGGCAUUUCUUCGAUAUAUGAGACAUCCAAUAAAACAGGAACACACGUGUUUGUGGAUAGACAAAGAACAACCUGAACCCAAGAAUCCUUGCAAUAAAGUGUUCACCACCAUGCAUGAAAUCGUCAACCACAUCUCUGUUGACCACGUUGGGGGUCCUGAGCAGGCUGACCAUACAUGUCUGUGGCAGGAAUGUGCCCGGAAUGGGAGGCCCUUCAAGGCCAAGUAUAAAUUAGUUAACCAUAUUCGAGUCCACACCGGAGAGAAACCAUUUCCCUGCCCAUUCCCAGGCUGUGGAAAAGUUUUCGCACGAAGCGAGAAUCUUAAAAUUCACAAAAGAACCCACACAGGAGAGAAGCCAUUCCAGUGUGAAUUCCCCGGAUGUGACCGCAGGUUUGCCAAUAGUUCUGAUCGUAAGAAACACAGCCAUGUUCACACGAGCGACAAGCCAUACCUCUGCAAGUUCCGUGGCUGCGACAAAAGUUACACCCACCCCAGUUCACUCAGAAAACACAUGAAAGCCCACGGCAACAUGUCUCCACUCCCGGAUGAUUAUGAGUCUGACGACCACAGCAUCGGAACAGAAAGCAUCCCGAGCCCGACUACAGAAAAAUCCCGUCAUCUCAUCACACCACCUAGCGUCAGUUCAGACCAGUCAUCUCAACCAGAAGUCAUUCCAGAUGCUCGCUCUUGUUUCAAGGGCGAGCGCGAUCUUGUUCAUAAACACUCACCUAACGCAAGUCCAACUUUGCCCAUCCACCCUGCAGCUUUGCCAGCAUCACAGCCUACCAAUCUGAAUGAGUGGAUGAUUUGUCAAAAUAAUGGACUACAAACGAGCGAGCAUAUGCCUCUCUCCUCUUUUUGUACACAUUUGAAUUCCACGCAUCAACAAUCUUUGAUGCAAUAUACAUAGAGAAAAACUGCGUUAUAAUUGACUACCCGUUGUGCUGUAUAUGAGUUCUCUGUAAUUUGUGCAUGAUAUUAAUAUAUUUGUUGAGUUUGUUCAUUAUGUAAAAUUGAUAUUAUAUUGAAAUUUAAUAAAAUUAUUAACAAUGUU
This is a messenger RNA of Ostrea edulis (European flat oyster), 1860 nucleotides long. RefSeq names its product zinc finger protein ZIC 4-like. Lineage: Eukaryota; Metazoa; Mollusca; Bivalvia; Ostreida; Ostreidae. Gene Ontology annotation, biological process: regulation of transcription by RNA polymerase II; central nervous system development. The record is from RefSeq and is a predicted model, not a curated record. Gene Ontology annotation, cellular component: nucleus. Gene Ontology annotation, molecular function: DNA-binding transcription factor activity, RNA polymerase II-specific; RNA polymerase II cis-regulatory region sequence-specific DNA binding. Bases 295 to 1716 code for a protein of 473 amino acids. The transcript has 2 exons.